Contarinia nasturtii (swede midge) is the source of this 1010-nucleotide messenger RNA. RefSeq names its product acylpyruvase FAHD1, mitochondrial. Gene Ontology annotation, molecular function: acetylpyruvate hydrolase activity. The transcript is spliced from 4 exons. Bases 126 to 830 code for a protein of 234 amino acids. Lineage: Eukaryota; Metazoa; Arthropoda; Insecta; Diptera; Cecidomyiidae. The record is from RefSeq and is a predicted model, not a curated record. Gene Ontology annotation, cellular component: mitochondrion.
UUGUACAAUCUUUAAUUUAUUAUCUGUAAGUGUCGUCAACAGCUGAUCUUUCUUAUCUAUAUGACUGUGGUUGAUUGUUCUAAUUGCUUUACUUUGACGAGAUUGUAAAUAUAUGUCGUUGAAAAAUGUUCGGUCGGUUCAGUAGAUUCUUUCUUUUUAAACCAAAUUCAUUAUUAAAAAUGGAAGAUUUUACAAAAAAUGGAAAGAAAAUUCUCGGUGCAGCUCUGAAUUAUACUGACAUUUUGAGCAAUCCAAAUGUUAAAAAACCUGAAGCUCCGGUAAUGUUUCUAAAGCCAAUCAGCUCAUAUAUUACUGAGGGUCAAGAUAUUGUUAUUCCCGAAGUGUUGACUCUAGUCAAACAUGAAGUUGAGCUUGGCGUUAUCAUUGGCAAAAAAUGUAAGGACGUAUCCGUAGAGGAAGCACACCAGUACAUUGGAGGAUACUGUUUGGGUUUAGAUCUCUCAGCCUUUUGUGAAUUGAAUGAAGCACGAAAAAAUGGAUUUCCGUGGAGCAUGGGCAAAGGAUUUGAUACCGCCAAUCCAGUGUCCAGAUUCAUUGCAUUGAAUGAAGUGAAAGACUUACAUAAUCUCGAUUUGUAUUUGAAUGUAAAUGGUGUUCGACGUCAAACGGGCAAUACAAAAGAUUUAAUUUACAAUUCGUUCGAACUAAUCUCAUACUUAUCAAAAUACAUGACUUUGGAACCAUGCGACCUUAUUAUGACUGGAACACCAGACGGUGCAUCUCAAAUUCGUGCUGGCGAUGUUCUCCAAGCGGGCCUUAGUGAGUCAGGAUGUGAAAUUGUAAAAAUGACGUUCAACGUAAAAUCUUAAUUUUCUUUAUUUCAUUUGUUUCAAUUGGUUUCGCUUUGUUUAAAUAUAAAAACUUAAAUUUGAAAAUCAAUGAACAGUCAACAAAAUCACGUCUUAACUUCUACUGAUAUAAAACGACUAAAAAAUAUUCUAACAUUUGUUACUUAAACGAUUUCCAAAUAAAAAUUAAACAAAACCAAA